AUGACAUUCAAGCGUAGGAACGGUGGGAGAAACAAGCACAACCGUGGCCACGUGAAGCCAAUCAGAUGCUCAAACUGUGGCAAAUGUUGCCCAAAGGACAAGGCCAUUAAGAGGUUUAUCGUGAGGAACAUUGUGGAGCAAGCUGCUAUUAGAGAUGUUCAAGAAGCUAGCGUCUACGAUGGGUACACAUUGCCGAAGCUGUAUGCUAAGACGCAAUACUGUGUCUCAUGUGCGAUCCACUCUCACGUUGUUAGAGUCCGUUCCCGCACCAACCGCAGAGUUCGUACUCCCCCUCCUCGUUUUGUUAGACGCAAGGAGGAUGCACCAAAGCCAGGACAACCUGGUCAGGCUCCUCGUCCUGCUGGAGCCGGAGCUGGAGCUGCACCGCGUGUCUGAAGCCUCUGCAUAUCCUAGUUUCAGCUCUCUUUUGUUUGUUUUAUGUUUGGUUCAGAUUAUUCGUGUACUAGUAGUAACAUGUGAAUCUCGAAAGCUGCUUUAGUAGUUUUUGCUUCGACGUUAGUUAUAUUUUAAAACUCUUUUCGGUUGUUUUGCUCCCAGAGAUUAUUUUUUCAAAUUAAUAAAUCUUCAAAUAAGU
This is a messenger RNA of Eruca vesicaria subsp. sativa (arugula), 595 nucleotides long. The record is from the annotation of a GenBank genome assembly. Lineage: Eukaryota; Viridiplantae; Streptophyta; Magnoliopsida; Brassicales; Brassicaceae.